Molecule: messenger RNA, 10168 nt
Organism: Synchiropus splendidus (mandarinfish)
Lineage: Eukaryota; Metazoa; Chordata; Actinopteri; Syngnathiformes; Callionymidae
Exons: 33
Coding region: 1085-9559 (2824 amino acids)
Cellular component (GO): nucleus
Molecular function (GO): DNA binding; zinc ion binding
Source: RefSeq, a predicted model, not a curated record
AAAGCAGAACGAAUAUCAGAAUCCGAAUAAUAGUAAUCCAAAAUAACGUUUGAAAUGUUCAUGUUUGUGACUUGGUGUAUCGUGCUAGCUGCGAACGUUGCCACUCACAUUACUGAUCGAUAUAUAUAUAUCCAUCAGUUUUGCCUGUUUCUGAGUAUUGUGUGGAUAUUAUCUGAAGUUGUAGUGAAAGAAUUCCAAGGUUUUUCGACGUCUGCCUUAAUGUGUUGCCGAGCCUCAGCUCAGAGGCUCCCAGAAGCACUGACGCCGUUGGCACCAGAAAAUCUACCGGGAAUCUAGUGUAUUAACAUAUUAGGUGCAUUGCUUGUAUGCGCGUUUAUUAACCGCAAUAUAUUGUGACUAUUUUAAAUUUGCAACCAGUUUGAUUGUGUUUGUGUGUGCUGUCAAUCCCCUGCCCUUUCCUUGUGGCGUAACAAUUGCGACCGCAUUUGGACGAUGAUUUUUACCACAUUGUACACUACUUUCUGUUUUUUUUCCCGAGUAUGUUUUAAAAACAUCCCAAAUCUGUUGCCUCAAUCACAUCACCUUGUAAAACGUACUACGAAAAUUUUAUUAAUGAUGAUCAAGCGCCUCCCAGGCAUUCCCUGAAAAUACUGCACUCUAUUCCACCCUUUGUGAACAAGUAGAUAUAUAUUCUGCUUGUUUUUUUUUGUUUUUAAAUGUGUAUUAAUCUGUCAAUGCAUGCACAUUGCAGGCCAGCAAGCACAGUUAACUUUUGCUUUGUCACUGUGUAUGUUCUUAUUAAAUGUCCUCUUGCUUUUGACUUGGGUGUACUCUGUUUCAGGUGAAGGAACUGAUUCAUAAAGCCCCUGGAGUUGAAAUAUUGUUGCUCCGCGAUGACAUGAUCCAGACCUCUACAUUAAUUCAUUUUGUUUGACUUGCAGCGGAGUAUCCUUUGGAAUUUGAGAACACCCCUCGUUGGAUGGAAAUGGCUUCUGGCUUGAUCAGAAUGCCGAAAACACGAUAUGUGUUUUGAACCCCAGUUUGUCAGUUCGGGGCCACUCUUUGUUCCUGGUCUCUUUAACCGCAUUGUCUAUUAUUUUGAUCUCCAACAGACUAUGACACCAUGUCUCAGCCUUUUUACAACCCGUUUCCGAACCAAAGCAGAAAUCCUGACGAUCAACCGGAGAGACAGUCCCAUCCCCAGUUUUCUCAAGUGGGACCUGGAUCUAGUCACAGUCAUUCCACUGGACUUCCAGUCACUCCUGUUGUUUCUCAAGGAUUAGCUCAUUCAAGGCAGCCUCAAAUGGCAGACUAUAGAAAUGAUGAUAAUCGAGCUGCAUUUCAAGUGGAUGGUACAACGUCCAGUCGGAGGAGUGAGUUGUUUCCCUCACAUAGUGGGAUGUCACAACGCCAUUCAGAUUAUGAUCCAUCAUCUGGAUCAUUUUAUCCUCUAAGUGACCAGGAUCCCAGACUUUCUAGACGUAAUGAACAAGAUCACCAUAUACCUUCUGCGCUCCAGUAUAGACAGUUUGAGUCUCCGGAGCAAGGAGGAUAUGCUCCUUACCAGGUGGGAAGUCGCCCUAAAUUUACUCCUGAGACAGCUGAAAACAUUCUUGAGCGGUUUGGGCUGGAGAAGGAGGACAUGGAGCAACUCAUAACCUUACCUCAAGAUCAAAUUACUAUUGCCAAUUUGCCCAACAUCAUGCGGCAAAUACGUACCGAGAAAGACAAGAGAAGCAUGGGUGCAUAUCAGUCAGACUUUUCUUUUGGUGAACCUCCCGGAAGAAGCUAUUUUGAGGGGCAGAGAGUACCCGGUCGUGACGGUGUGUAUGAGGAAGAAAGACGUCCUUCUCUUCAACCAGUCAGUAAAGUUUUUGACUAUGGACACAAAAGCAAAUUCGAAGGCAUGGGUGAGGACUUUGGGACUGGCGUUCGCAAAGAAAGGGAACCGGAUAAUCGAACUACGAUGGACAGUGUUGAAAGAAGUCCAGCUUCUAAACCUCACGUUGGGAGUCUUCAAGAAGGGCAAAGUUGGAUGCAGCCAAAGCAGCUCUCCCAGAAUGUCUUUAUACCGAGUUCUGUGCCUACAGAUCCAAGAUAUGUCAAAUCAGACUCUUCAACUACUGUACAUUCAGAUGGCCCUCCAACAGCUUCAACACCUGAAAUUCCUUUUCUGUCAUCACACAACGUUGAACCCAAGAAGUUUGGCAUUAUUUACAGUGACAGUAAAAACAAAAGCCUGAGGAGUGAGCAGUUGCGCACUACAGGACAAGACUCUCAAGUUAAGACUGAGCCAAUCGAGAAGCUGCAGUGGAAACAACAUCCUAAAAAUCAGCCAUCUCAACAAAACCAACAGUCACAGAUUUUGCCAGAGCCUCAAUUGCAAGUAAAACAGGAGCCAGCACAGCAGAAUUGGCAAGAGAUGGCACCGCAAUCCAAGCUAAAUCCGCAAGCCACACUUCACCCUAAACACAGAGAGAUGCAGCAACAACAGCCGAUUCAAGAGCAUUUAAGAUUGAAUCUGGGAGCGCAGACCCAAGUCAAACAUCAACAGCAGAAACACCCAAUGGCUCAACAGCAACCAGUGGCUCAGCAGCACAUGCAUCAGACGCAGAUUGGGGCACAGGCAUGGCCAUCCUAUUUUCCUGCACCAAGUCCACAUCAACAAAUUCCCGGAACUAUUCCGAGCCUCUUCAGUCUGGUGCCAUCACAAUUUGUUGCCACUUCCGCUGCUCCUACCCCUCCAGUUGUUGCAGCACAGCUUGGGCUGCUUGAGAAGUCUAAGAUGAGUAUCCCCACAAUGAAAGGUGACUCCGAACGUUUGGCCACGGUUGCCACGAUGAAGGACUUCUCUACUUCCUCACCUGCGUCAUUUCCUCACACAUGCGCUCUGUGUAACAAAGAAUGCACAUCAAUGUCGGAGUGGAUUUCCCAUCAGCAGAGCAGUGCACAUAUUUCAAAAUACAAAAAUCCUAGCAAACGUGAUGCGUCUAAAGAUGUCAAGCCUCCAUCAUCUGGGAAGCAAACCAGGCAGAGUAGAUGGGAGCAGUGUUCCCCUCAAAGGAAAAGAAGCCGUUCUCCAUCAACAAAAAGUUCUGAUCGGUCUUCCAGUGAUGCGUCUAAAGAUGUCAAGCCUCCACCAUCUGGCAAGCAAACCAGUCAGAGUAGAUGGGAGCGGUCUUCCCCUCAAAGGAGAAGAAGAAGCCGUUCUCCAUCAACAAAAAGCUGUGAUCGGUCUACCAGUGAUGCGUCUAGAGAUGUCAAGCCUCCACCCUCUGGCAAGCAAACCAGUCAGAGUAGAUGGGAGCGGUCUUCCCCUCAAAGGAGAAGAAGAAGCCGUUCUCCGUCAACAAACAGCUCUGAUUGGUCUUCCAGGUCCAGAUCCUCUUCUUGGUCGUCUCGUUCCCGCAGCUCUCACUCAAGGGGACGUUCUUCAUCAUACAAACGUCGGGACAGGAGAUCCUCAUCAGACCACCGGCGGGACAGACGGUCGACACCAGACAGACGCAGGGACAGGCGAUUCUCACCAAAGCGUAGCAAAGAAAGACGUUAUUCACCCAGAAGAAGCAGGGACAGAAAGUCCUCUCCGAGAAGAAGCCGUGAGAAGCGGUCAUCACCAAGGAAAAGUGUAGAAAGGUCUUCAUAUUCACACCGUAAGGAAUCUCGACGGAGAAGUCGUGACAGACGAUCUUCAUCAAAAAGUAGAGCUGAAUCAGGAAGAAGCUAUGAUAAAAGAUCAUCUUCUCAUGAGAACAUGGCUGACAGUGCAGAAAGCUUGGUGAAGAAGCUGCUUGAGAAAUCAGGCCAUUCGAUUUCAAAUGAGUCAAACCUAGAUGCUGCUGUUAAAUCUCUGGCUCCAGUCUUGCUGGCUGAAAUGGAAAAAAUGAAGUCUGCCUCUGCUACAAAAGGGAGUUCUUCUGCAGCCUCCUCUUCACGAGCAGAGGAAACGCUGUCUUCAGCAGAAGUGACACUAAAGGGAGUUCAAAGGUGUGACUCUUAUGAUGAUGUGAUGUCAGUCCUGCAGCAGUUUGGAAAAGUGAAAUCCCUUGUUCUGCACCGUCUUAGACAUGAGGCGGCUGUUUCUUUUGACAUGGUGGACAUCAGUGAGCUGCAAGAUGAGAAGCUUCUCAAGACACUGAAUUUUCCAUUCACUGUUAAGGAGAUAAUUCCCAAUAAGCCUGCGAGCGCAUCAAAGAAAGUCCCAAGCAAUCCUAAAACAGAUGCCAAGCCUGAUAAAUCGUCUGCAGCUUCCACUAGCGUUUCACCCUCUGAAAAGAACACAUCUUUGACCGAGGAUGCUUUAAAAACGACACAAGUCGAGGAAAGAAAGAAGCCCACAAGUCUGUGCACUGUACCAACGGCACAGGGUGAGUUUGCUACGCCGUCUGCUAGUGAUUCAGCGGUUGAUGAAAGCAAAAGGAAGAAUACUCGCAUGUCACCGUUGGUUCCCACGAAGUCACAAACCUCCAAGACUGAAGCUGCUGUUAUCAGCGAGCCACCAGCGCUUGAACGAGAAGACACCUCUUCUGGAUCCUGGCAGACACAAUCGUCAUCUGUGGAUCACACGCUAACAAUAGGAGAGCAGAUCGCCGAGCAUUUAUUUCCUCAUGACAUAGAUUGCAACAAAGCGAUUGCUGGCACAGAACAAAAAUUUAUGGAAUUCGGCCAGAAGCAGUUGUUGAUGACAAACCUUCCUGUGUUUCGAAACAACUACAGCGAGAAUGACCUGGCCAACCUUCUAAAGCCGUAUGGAUAUCACCAUGUUGAGGACAGCAUGUAUGUGAUUCCCCAGGCACAGUUGGCCUUUGUCAACAUGCCAACAGUGAGAAGUGCGUGUGAUGUUGUAAAGGCAGCAAAGACCCUCUCCCUUCGACUUUCUCAAAAGAGAUGUAUUCGCCUGUAUGUCUUGAGUAAAUCCAUUGAUUUCACAAAGUUUGGGUUUUAUAAAGCAUUGAUGAAGAUGAUACGUGUUUUUGCGACUGAUGGGUCCAAGAUUAUUCUCAUCAAAAAUAUCGCACCAAAUCAAGCUGAAGCUCUCAGAGAUGCUUUGAGGCGUAUUGGCUGCAUUGAAAACUACCUGCCUCUUCUCAACAAGGCGUACAUUGAAUUUAAGUCCAGUCGUGAUGUGGAUCGCCUUGGAGUUUGGAUCAGCCUCCAAAAACGACCUACUUCCUAUGAAGUGUAUCGACUUAACAUCCCCACCAGCGUCUGCACUGCACUGCCUCCACGGUUUGCUGGAAAGGUUCUUCCGCUUGACAGUAUGGUGCAUCAGGGAGCCACCUUUCCACAAAUGAGCAAGGAUGUUCCAGAGGGUUCUGUUUCGCCCUUUUGGCUGACACUGUCAAAUAAGCCUUUUCUGUUCCCAACCAUGUCCCCUUGGUUCUUCAUUCCAGAUCAUCUGACGAUCACACAACAUGAUGACAUUGAGAAGGCCAAGAGUUGCGGAGCAAAGUCUCCAACCAUCAUGUUCACUGGCUUGCCGCAGGGACCGUAUAUACAGGAGACCAUCGCCAGCCAGUUCUGGCCUUAUUUGUCAGAGCAUUCGCUUCAGUCCCUCUACUACAACGUCAUUGUCCUUCCACUUCAGAGAAGGGCAUUUGUUUAUUUUGAUACCUGGGACAUGUGUUGCAACUUUGCCCGCGACCAUCUGAAAAAUCCUGUAUCUGUAAAGGGCCAUGAGCUUUGUGCCCAUUUUGUCUUGGCGCCCAUGACCGUGGAACGCAGUGAGGAGAAGAUGUACACCUCUAUGAUGAAACUUUGCAACGCCCCUUUUACAGAGCCAGAGACUCUGACCGAGCGAUUGCUCAUUGUAGAGACAGAAUGCAGUGGAGAGCACAUUCAGCUGGUCAUCGAGAUGGCAGCUGCGUUUGGGACUGUUGUCAACUUCCUGCCACUUGCCAACAGGAUCUGUAUUGAGAUGACUGAUUCCAACGGUGUGACUGAAGUCCUGAAUAAAUGGAAAACAUUCUCACAAGGCUCUACAAAGUACCGACAGUUCAUGAGUCGUAUUCAGCGUUUUGAGGACUUGUGUAGCCUGAAGCAGCGUCUGAGUGAUAAAAAGAAUAUAAAGCUUAAAGUUGGAAAAGCCGCCUCACUGGUCGCAGCUGGUGCCUCUGUUCAGCAGUCGAACCGUCCCCCAUCUGAAAGUGCUGAAGACCACACUGUUAGCUUGAAGGCUGAAGGCAGCAGGUUGGAGACUUCUGCCACAACCAUUGAUUCCAAGGUUUCAAAAGAUCCCGCAGAACACAAAGGAGAAGAAAGGCGUGACAGUGUUGAGUGUCUCAACUUGGACGGGUUUGUGACAGUCGACGAAUUCUGUUAUUCAGAUUCCACAAUCACACAGCUGACUGAGAAGAGAGCCAGGGUUAGAGAAAAACAGACUCAGUCAUCCUCAAGUUCGACAAAAGAUUCAAGGACCUCCAGAUCCAGGAUCAGCAGAAGCUCGGAUACUCCGACAAACAAAUCUCCGAAAAGAUCCCCAAAGAAGAGUAUCACUGAGAAAAGAGUGACACAGGAUGAAAGGUCGGGGGAAGAAGAAGUAAUGUAUGAGAUUCUUGAUGAAUUUAAAGCGCAAGACGACUCCGCUGUCCAAGCUGAACCUUUAGAGGAGGAGGACAAACAAAACGGUGAAGAUCAGGUUUCCACAAACCAAACAAGCAAGGAUGCAGUUGAAGAAACUUCCGUUGUGACUGAGCACAACCAAACCUGCAAUGAUGCAGUUGAAGAAACUUCCGUUGUGGCUGAGCAAAACCAAACAAGCAAUGAUGCAGUUGAAGAAACAUCUGUUGUGACUGAGCAAAACCAAACCUGCAAUGAUGCAGUUGAAGGAACCGCUGUUGUGACUGAGCACAACCAAACAAGCAAUGAUGCAGUUGAAGAAACUUCCGUUGUGACUGAGCAGCCGACACCGGCAGAUGAUAAAACUGCAGAACAUCAUGCCACCAAUGACGAGAAAGAACUUGGUGAAGCUACAGACGCAAAGAGUGAUGUGAGAAACAAGAGACCACAUGAUGAUGAGGAAGUGGAUGAGGUGGCCCCUCAAUGCAAAAAGACUUUAACAGAAAAGGUUGGAGAUAGUGGAGCAUAUGACCAACCUAAUGUGGAAGCAGCGACGACUUCCAGUGCUUCAGAUUCCACUCAGGAGAUGGCAGUCAAAGAUGACACACCGCUUGUCACGCGGUCUGGAAGGGGGCGGGCGAGAGGAAGGGGGAGAGGUCGGGGACGCGGACGAGGGAGAGGAAGACCUUCGAAGAAAGUGUCUUUAAGUGAAAGUCCUGUAGAUAUUCAGUCCACCGAGAAUAGUUCACCAACAGAGACUCCGGACUUCACUGAUGCGGAAGUCCCUGAAAACGCUUCAGCGAGUGAGAACAUUCCUACAUCACAGAGUGAGAAUGUGUCACUGGAGCAUGCUAACAAGGAUGUAAGUCAGAGUGCGGAAGAUGAGGCUGGAGAGAGCCCAGCGCCUGCAAAGCCUGGAAGGAAAAGAGGAAGACCGAAGAGAGGGAAGGCGCCGCAGAAAAAAGCCACGUCUCCACAGAUGGAUAAAGACCCAGCAGAUGAUAAAGAAGUGUUUCAGGAGAGCGAAUCUGUUGCAGGUGGCAUGGUUGAAGCAGAAGGCUCCAGUUGCACAAUUCACCUUAGUACUGCGGUGGAUUCAGAUCGAGUUGAAGAAACACUGAUCCCAGAGCUGUCUGUGGAUGGAGAUGGUGAAUCGGAGAACGCAAAAGCAGGUGCCAGCAGCAAGAUGAUGGAUUGCAGUGAGGAGCAAGUUGUAAACACAGAAGAAGCUGCAUCCACUGGCAUUGACCUGGGAGUCAGUGCUGAAAGCUCUGCUCCAGAUGAAGCUGAUUUGUCUGACACACUGGAACAAAAGCCUCCAACAGAUGUUGCGGCUCCCUCAGCCUCAACAGAAACCGAGGAGCAAGUGGAACCAUCAAGCACCCAAGAAGAGCUGACCUCUGUCAGCCUUCUUGAAAUGGAAGAACCCCACACUUCUUAUGAGAAAAUCACUAACUUGGAUGGAAUUAUAGCUCCUGGUUUCCUCAGUGACAUUGGAGUUGGAGAGCCCCUGGACAAGAUGGCUGCCCCGUUCUCACUGGAUGAGUUGAUGUUACUGAGUAUUCCUGAAGGAGUGGCUGCAGAUACCACCACAGCUGUGAGCGACAUCUCUCCAACAUCGUCUUCUGCUGUAAAGGAAGAGGCUCCUGAAGUUACAGAAGGACCAAUGGAUGAGACUGCUGUUGAAGUUUCUCAAGAAGAUCAAGGCUCAGGUCAAGUUGAGAAUGCCGUCUCUCCUGUGACUGCACAGAACAACUCCUCUGCCACUGAUGCUUUGGAGGAGUCCGCUGAUGUCUGUUCUUCAGACAAGACGGGUUCAAUAGUUCCUGUUGAAGAAGAGGCCACCGUAGCUGCUGCGGCCGAACAGAACUCGACUGUUACCCUGGAUGAACUGAGUGCAGGUGCUCUGCAAGAUGAGGCUGCUCAGCAUGACAAGGAGCCGAGUGCUCUGGACAACUUGGAUGAAGUGAGUGAGGAGGAGGGUUUUGGCGAUGACACGGCCGAAGAGAAAUUGAGUACAAAGCACCCGACAGACAAGGAUGAAGUGGUGACUACAAAGAAAGGGAAGAAGACAAAGGCCAAACAAAGCAUCCGGUGCAGCAGCAGAGUAAGGAAGCGCGUGGAGAUGGAGAUAAAUCCGAGUGAGUUGGUGACCCUCGAUGAAGUGGUGGCAGAUGAUGAGGGUGACGUGGGAGAGAAGCUCCUAGAGCUGGUCACACUGGAUGAAAUCACAGAUGAUCCAGCGCCAGAUAGGUCCGGCCAGGAAAACCAGGAUGACAGAGGCGUCGUGGAGUCAGUGGAAUCUCUGAAUCUGAAGCAUGGUGUGACUUCAGCUGACGUCUGCGAGGAUGCAGAGCACGAGUCAGACAACCAAGAAGCCCAAUCCUCUCAACAUGAACUCGAUGAAAAAGAAGAUAUCGAGGGCUUUGUAACUGUGGAUGAGGUGGUGGCCGAGGAGGAGGAACUGGAGGAACAUGUGAAAAAACCUCAAAGAAGAGGUCGACCUCGGAAAAAAAGACAACAAGCGCCUGCCAAGGGGAAGGGAUCGGACCUGGAACAGGAGGAGAGCCAAGAGGAGGAUGUUACAGCGUCACUGGUCGGUAACCAGGCCACAUUAGUGGGCGACGGUGAGCCUGAGGUUCCGGUGCAGGCUGAAGAUCUUGGCAGCGCUGCUGUGCUGGAGCCGGAGCCGCAUGGACCCGACAGCCGAGAGAGCAGUCGAGUGACACGGAAGCGGCAGGGCGACUCUGUUGGACCUGAAGUGAAGCGGUCCCGCUCCGAGUCACCACCUCCUCCACCUGCAGAUUUUCAACUUCCACCAUUUGUACCCAACAACCCUCUCGGUCUGGAGUUUGUCGUCCCUAAAUCUGGAUUUUUCUGUAAUCUCUGCUCCACUUUCUACGUGAGUGAAAGCUCAGCCAAGGAGGUCCACUGCAGCAGCCAGGGUCACUACAACAACCUGCAGAAAUACUAUGAGAAGCGUCAACAGAAACAGCCCAGCGCAUCGACCGAGAGUUCACAGGAGACUUUGUCCGAGUGACUCUAACUUUAGUUUGUUUUGGAGCGACUCCUCAUGUUUGAUCCUUCCUGCUCAUGAUUUGGAUACUUGAUCAUCUCACAGUCAAGAAAAAUGAGUUUCCUUGUUUUGCUACAGGAGCAGGUUUUAUUUAGAACGGCUGAUGGUGGCUGCACUCAAAGACCUUUAAAGUGACUAAACUUUGGAGUCAAGUAUUUCCUUCCUCAAGAGCCUGUGUAAAAUAAAUGUAGAUGUAUUUCAUCCGUUCUGAUGUUUGUUUAACUCUUUUUAUGGGAACGUUAAGCAUAUGUUUUCGAUAAAGGUUACAAUACAUAGUGUUACGGGUCUUUAUUAUUUUUCUUUCUCAAUCGUGUUGUGACAAAUUUAGUAUUGAGGAGCUUCCUCUCUUUUUCAUGAAUAAACAUCUUACUGCAGCACCAGUAUAUUCCACUCAUUAUUAUCAUCAUAUUACUGCUAUCGAGAUAGUUCACUUCUACUUCCACUUGUUUCUUACAAGAACAUGUUUUAUUACGACUUUGACUUGACUUAACGUGCCACUAUUUCUCAUUGUUUUAAACAUGUUUUCUUCUUCAUAAACCUGUUAGUUCCAUUCAUCUCUGUCAUCACAAGACC